AUGAACGAAUCGAUUAGAAUUCGAUUUAUAUCGUUAUCAACAUCGAUACUAUCAAUAUUAUUAUUAUUAUUAUUAUGUGAUGAUGAAAAUCAAAUAUUAGCAACGGAUAUCGUUUUGAAAGAUCAAAUUAAACUACCAGAACUUGAUUUGAAAACACAACGAUUGAAAUCAGAAUCGAUAAUUUACAUCACAAAACCCGGUCGUUAUGCAUUCUAUAUUGAUGAUGAAAAAUUAUUAAAAAUCAAAGGACAAAUAUAUUUUACUACAUCAAGGUUGAAUCAAUCGAUUGGUAUCUUUUUGAAUGAACGUAAUUCGUCCUGUAUUAAUAGUCAAAAUUAUUAUUUAAAUUAUUAUGAUGGUUGGAAAUUUCAAAAUGGUCGUCGAUUUCCAUCACCUGGUCAACAUGCUGAACCAUUUAAAACACGAAUUUGUGAAAGUAAUCAAACAUAUGAAAUGGAAAUGAAUCAUAUAUUUUUCAGUUCACAAAAUUUCGCCAUGAUUACAUAUCGUAUACCGAUAAUUAAUACCGGUUUUACAUUUACAUUUAUGCUUAGAGAUAUUGUUAAACCAUGUAAUGUUAUGUUUUAUGAAGAAAAACAUGAACAUGGAAGAUCACCAUUUAUACGUGAUAAAUAUGUGUUACAGAAUUUUCAUCGUGAAAUUAAUUGUUCCGCAUAUAUAUUUCAACAACGUAAACAUAAAUAUUCACCAUACUUACAAAUAGUUCGAUCAAAAGUUGGACAAAAAAGAAGACACAAUAAUUCAAGAAUCAUACCUGAUAAUAAUAAGGAAUCGUGUGAAACAUUACACGCAAAAGAUUAUAUUGAAAUUGGUGGUGAUUCACAUUUAGAAUCAGAAUCACAUAAAUUUCAAGUUGCAUUCGAUUUCUGUCCCGAACAUGAUGAUCAUUUAAUAUCCGAUAUCCGUACUGAUAUAUUGAUCGAUUGUCGUAUAAUAACAAUACGUUUAAUAUCUAGUGGUAGAUAUGUAAAUUUUAUUCAAUUUAAAUAUCUACCACCACGUAUGAGAUAUGUUUGUAAUUGGCAAUAUGAUCUUGAUCCAGAUGAUGAUAAUUUGGGGAAAAGAAAAGAAUAUUCACAUUUAUUUUGUUGAAUCAUCAAUAAUGAUUUAUAUUAAUUUUUUUCUGUUUAAACCAAGAGAUUCAUCAGAUUUC
Molecule: messenger RNA, 1174 nt
Organism: Dermatophagoides farinae (American house dust mite)
Lineage: Eukaryota; Metazoa; Arthropoda; Arachnida; Sarcoptiformes; Pyroglyphidae
Product: corticotropin-releasing factor-binding protein
Biological process (GO): hormone-mediated signaling pathway; negative regulation of corticotropin-releasing hormone receptor activity; negative regulation of corticotropin secretion
Molecular function (GO): corticotropin-releasing hormone binding
Source: RefSeq, a predicted model, not a curated record